CAGGACGAUCUGAGGAAACGGCGGGAGGCGCGCGCUCAUUUGUGGCUGCAUCUCACUGUGGCGGGAGUCAAAACGCAACCUUUUAACGGUUUUAACGGUUUCCCCCCAAAGGCUGUAACGGAGGUACGUCAGAAGUGUGGUACGGAGUACUUUUCCAAACAUGGGAUUCCACAACUGCAUCGGAUUUUUCCUCCUCGGCACGUUGAGCGUAUUAACUUCUGUGUUAUCUGCGAGUAACUAUUACUGUGAAGAACCGCUGGUGGCAUCACUACCCCCAACUUCUUUCCAGAGCUCAUCAAAAUCCUCUGACAAAGCGGCACCAUACUUUGCUAAACUCAACAGACGAGACGGUGGUGGGGGUUGGUCUCCGAAUCGAGAAGACCGCCAACCCUGGCUACAGUUGGACCUACGGGAUAGGUUGAAGGUCACAGCCAUUGCUACCCAAGGUCGCUGGGGAAGCUAUGAUUGGGUGUCUCGAUACCAGCUUCAGUAUAGUGAUUCUGGUCGGACCUGGAGGCCAUACAGACAAGAGGAUGUGAUAUGGACAUUCACAGGGAAUACUGAUGCAGACACGGUGGUCCAACACAAACUCCCACACUCAAUCAGGACUCGAUAUUUGCGGCUUCCACCCCUUGAGAAAAGCCCCAAAGGAGAAGCAGGUCUAAGGCUGGAAGUCUUUGGCUGCACAUACAAGUCUGAUGUGGCUGACUUCGAUGGUCGCAGCGCCUUGCUAUACCGGUUCAACCAGAAGUCCACCAGCACCGUGAAAGACGUGAUAUCGCUGAGAUUUAGGAGUCAUCAGGCUGAAGGGGUUCUGGUUCACGGAGAGGGACAGAGAGGAGAUUUCCUCACUCUGGAACUUCAGAGAGGAAGACUCCUUUUGCAUCUCAAUUUAGAUGAUGCCAAGCUUCAGUCUAGCGGUCGGUCAGCCUCACUCAUGUUAGGAAGCCUGCUGGAUGACCACCAUUGGCAUUCUGUUCAGAUUGAGCGCUUCAACAAACAUGUGAACUUCACCGUGGAUGGACACACACAACAUUUCCGCAGUCCGGGCCAAGAGGACACACUGGAGAUAGAUUAUGAGCUCAGCUUUGGAGGAAUUCCUUUGCCCGGUAAGCCUGGGACGUUUCUCCAUGAAAAUUUCCAUGGCUGCAUAGAGAACCUCAACUACAAUGGCGUCAAUGUCAUCGACAUGGCUAAGAGACGUAAGCCACAGAUCUAUACAGUGGGGAAUGUGACGUUCUCCUGCUCUGAGAGUGCCUCUGUCACUGUGACGUUCCUCAGUUCUUCAGGCAGCUUCUUGGCGCUCCCAGUGGAAUACAGAACAGAGGAUCUGUCCAUACGUCUCCAGUUUCGAACAUGGAACCAGGAAGGGCUGCUAUUCUCAGUCCAGCUCUCUCGUGAUCCAGACCUUGUUAACCUGCUUCUGCAGCUUAGACAGGCUCGACUGCUCCUCACCCUCUCUAGAGAACAACUUCACUCUGCUCAGGUUUUCAGCGGUCAGAAUUUGAGUGAUGGACAGUGGCACUCCGUUGUGGUCCAGGUCAAGAGUCAGAAGCUGUCUUUAAAUGUCGACAACCAAAAGCCAGUUACUUUGGAAACCCGUGGCCUUAGCAACAGUGUUCAAAAAACAACCAUCUAUUUUGGAGGCUGUCCUGUUUCUCAGAGUGGUUUCAUCUGCGAGAACCCCGACAGAGGAUAUCAGGGCUGCUUUCGUCUCCUUUUCAUCAACAACCAUCCGGUCAACUUUCUUCAAGUUCAACAGGAAAGCUUGGCCAACUUCAGUCAGAUUAGCUUUGACGUUUGCAACAUUCAAGACAGGUGUUUGCCUAAUCUUUGUGAACAUGGUGGUCAGUGCAUCCAAUCAUGGGAGCAGUUUUACUGUGACUGUACUGGAACAGGAUACAACGGAGCCACCUGCCACAACUCAAUAUAUGAGCGAUCCUGUGAGGCCUUCAGGAAAACAGGAAGCCAGUCGGGGGUGUUUACAAUCGACCUUGACGGCAGCGGUCCGCUAGAGCACACUCAAGUCAACUGCACUGUGGCAGAAGACAAAGUCUGGACAGUGGUGGGUCACGAUCACAUGAGGCCCAUAGAAAUUCAAGGAUCCACUCCACGCAGCCCUUUCGCUUUCAUCUUCAACUACACCAUAUCACAGUACCACCUCCGUUCCCUUGUGGCAUCCUCAGAACACUGCCAACAGGAAGUGAAAUAUCUCUGCAGGAAGUCACGGCUUUUCGACAACUGGGAUGGAACACCCCUGUCUUGGUGGUUGGAUAGAGAUGGUGUGAAGAGGACAUAUUGGGGGGGAUAUUUGCCCGGGGUCCAGCAGUGCUCCUGUAGCUUGGAUGGUAACUGCAGAGACAUGAAUUAUUUCUGCAACUGCGAUGCAGACCAAGACACCUGGGCAAAUGAUACCGGCGUACUGUCGUACAAAGACCAUUUACCCCUGAGUGAGAUCGCCAUUGGAGACACAAACAGGACAAGCUCGCAGGCCGUGCUCCAAAUUGGACCGCUGCGUUGCUAUGGCGACCGGUUCUUUUGGAACUCUGCGUCUUUUUACCAGGAAUCUUCAUAUCUACACUUCCCAACUCUCCAAGCUGAACUCAGCGUUGAUAUCUCACUCUUUUUCAAAACCAGUGCUCUCUCAGGGGUCUUCUUGGAAAAUUUAGGAGUCCGAGACUUUGUUAGACUGGAACUUAGUUCUCCCUCAACAGUGAACUUCACCUUUGAAUUGGGGGAUGGACCGGUAAUUCUCACUGUUCGCUCACCUGUGGCCUUAAAUGAUCGUCAGUGGCAUUAUGUUCGUGUCGAGCGAAACGUGAGAGAAGCUUCUCUACAGGUUGACACGCUCCCUAUGGAACUAAAAGAAGCACCAUCUGAAAGACCUUACCGGCUUCAGCUCAGCAGCCAGCUCUUUGUGGGUGGAACAGCUUCUAGACAGUGGGGAUUUCUGGGUUGCUUGCGUGCCCUCACCAUCAAUGGCGUUACACUUGACCUUUAUGAGCGAGCAAAGACCACCCCCGGGGUUAAUUCAGGCUGUCCAGGUCACUGCAGCAGUGACAGCGCCUGCCAUAAUGGAGGAAGAUGUGUAGAGGAAAGAAGUGGAUAUGCCUGCGACUGCACGCAGACGGCAUUUGAUGGACCAAACUGCAGAACAGCUCUGGCAGCAUCCUUUGAAAGUGGAUCCACGGUCUUGUACACUCUCCAGGAGCCAUUUUCCGGAAUACUGAAUGAGGAAGCCAGACGAUCUCCAGCUGGAGUCCAUGACACAGAAGUUACCAUCUCUCAAGAGGAAGUUUCGUUCGGGUUCCUGACGCAUCAUGCGCCAGCCUCAAUCCUGAUGGCUCACACUCUUGACCUGCACUAUAUGGCUGUUAUGUUAGCCUCAAACGGAAGCCUGCAAAUACGAUACAAGAUGAACCAGGAAAAAGGUCCAGAAGUGUUCAGUCCAAAAUCAGCCGGUCUAGCAGAUGGGAGGUUCCACUGGGUCAAAAUCAACCGCAGAGGACAGGAACUUCUUGUCCAGAUUGACAACACAAUAACCCAGCAGUACAGUCUGUCUCCCAGCCCCGCUCUCAGCCCAGUAAGGACAGUGAUUCUGGGGAGAAUUCAAGGUGGUGAUGUUACUGAUAAGGCAUUGGUCCAGGCUGGAUCGAGAGGGUUUAUUGGAUGCUUUUCCUCUGUGCAAUUUAAUCAGGCUUACCCACUGAAGGAAGCCCUACAAAACAGCCAAAGCCCGUUAGUUACUGUGAUCGGCCGUCUGGAAGCAUCAAGUUGUGGGACGAUAUCCAGCCCAAACACUUUGACAGAUACACACACACUGUCAGAUGAUUCAGCAAAAUCAAGCAGAGGCAAUGGCCUGCUGAAGAAGGCAGAUCAAAAUGACUUGGCACUAAUCGGAGGACUAGUGGCUGCAGUAGUGUUCAUAACCCUCUGUGCGCUGGCCGUAAUCAUACGCUUCCUGUACCGACACCGACAGACUCCACCUCCCUCUGUUAUCACGGGAAAAAUGCACCGUCCAAGCAUGGAGCGCUCACCAUACCGGACUGAACUAGACCUUCAUAAACCCCACCACGACAGCAAAGAAUACUACAUUUGACCUCUCUGUGCAUUUUAAACACACGCAUCAACCUUCGGCACUGUAUCAUCACCGCUGAGCAGCCAAUCAGAAGCCGUUUUGUUCUAGCAGGUGUGAUGUCCUGACAGAGGCCGGCUGCCUCAUAGAGAUUACUUUCAUGGGUGGGGUACACAAAAUUACUGAAACAUUCGUUUGUGUUUUAUGAAGAAAGUAACGCUUGUGUGAAAAUGGUAUGUAAAUGCCUCUUGGAUGAUCGUAGAGCUGUAUAUUGUCAUUUAAAGGCAUAAUAGUAGGUUAAACAUGCACAGCACACACUUUACAAGCACAGCGGGAGGGUUGACGCAUCACUCUGAAUGGUCUUUCCCAACCUGCUCAAACGUGUCUAUCUUAUAGCCCGGGAUACGGAGUGGGUUUAAGAUAAUGGACUGAUAUCCCAGCAGAGAAGGUUCUGAGGGAGUGGUUUUGCGGCAGGAUGGUGGACCUUCCCAGACAUUCUUUUUAAAGGAUCCAUCAUCGCUCCGUGUUCUCCCUCCACCUCCCCAACAAAAAGACGUUUGCAUCUGACAAGACUGCAUUUGAUGUUGAAACUAUUGACUGGCACGAGGAGCUGCUAAAUGCUGGGAUUAGCAGCCAAAGGACUAUAAGCAUAUAUCUGUAGCGACUGAGGGAAUAGAAUGUGAGUCAUUUGUGUGUAUCCCAAUUACCAAGGACCAACUAGAUUCAGGCAAUUUAAUUCUCUUUCCCACCACAAUCGAGCCGGUCUCGCAACUCAGCGUACGCAUUGUGAUCCAGAAUGAAACUCCUCCUUACUGAAGUGCAUUUCAACUCCUGACAAAACAAAAACACCUGCUUUUUAUUAAGAAUGAAUUCGAUGGCUGUUUUCUUUUCUAUAUGACUAUUGUAAAUGAGUGUUGUACAUAUGUUUCAUAAUUAUAUUUAAUAAAUGAAGCUUUCUAAGA
Molecule: messenger RNA, 5037 nt
Organism: Triplophysa dalaica
Lineage: Eukaryota; Metazoa; Chordata; Actinopteri; Cypriniformes; Nemacheilidae
Gene: cntnap5l
Product: contactin associated protein family member 5 like
Exons: 24
Coding region: 161-4099 (1312 amino acids)
Source: RefSeq, a predicted model, not a curated record